UAUGGGAACGAACAAAGGCGAAACAAGUGAAAACACCCACAAUUCACAAUAUGAUGAUGAUUUGCUAUUGCAUUAACUGUAUCGACAAUGCGAUCGCCCAACAUAAAUUGGUGGUUCGGAUCGGCGCGUGCGCUUGAGACGGGCGCUUUGGGGCCUCGGCACGGAAGCGAAACGGAGCGCAUUCCACGCCACAUUCCAGCUGGGAAUGGCCCCUGUGCCUUGGUCAUGAUCGUGUUAUAAAAUAAUUUGGACGCACUGUGCCAGCAAUCAUUCCAUAUCGAGCCACUCGAGCGAACGCAUCGCCAGCUUUUUCCUCAACCUCACAAAUCACAAGCAAAAUGGAUAAUCGUCGUGUGCUGCUGAAGCUAUCGUUCUUGGCUAUUCUGGUGCUACUUUUUGUUCUGGUGCAGGAGACAAGCGCCGGUAGUCAACAGAAGAAGAAGAAGAUUGUCAUCCAUGUGCCAGUUCAUAAGAAGAUCGAGAAACAUGUGCAUACGAUUAUAAAGCAUGUGCAUCAUCAUCAUAAGCCGAUUGUCCUAAAGGAGGAGAAGAAAAUCAUACACGAGGAGCAUCGUCCCAUACAAAUCCAUCAGACCAAGGAGCACAUACAUCAUCACGAGAAGCACGAUCAUGCCCAUCACGAUCAUCACGAGCAUCACGAACACCAUUCACCCAUCGAACACUCGCUCGAGCAGGAGGAGGAGGAGCAUAUCCAUCAUCAUCACAACUAUGAGCACAAAGAUGGUUUCAUUGGCAGCGAGACGGAUGCCAGCAGCAGCAGCAGCAGCAUCGGUAGCAGUGAGGAGCGCUGACACUGAGUGCGGCGACGUAGACUGAAGAUUAACUAAAGAGAAGAAAGCACAAAACGUGGCUCGAUAUGUUCUGUGGGUGAUUUUUACUUUGUGAUGUAAUGCUUAGAUAUAGGCACAAAACUUGUUU
Drosophila novamexicana is the source of this 939-nucleotide messenger RNA. Its product is annotated as histidine-rich glycoprotein. Lineage: Eukaryota; Metazoa; Arthropoda; Insecta; Diptera; Drosophilidae. Bases 339 to 812 code for a protein of 157 amino acids. The record is from RefSeq and is a predicted model, not a curated record. The transcript has 3 exons.